AUGUUCGGCUAUUCGGCAAAAACCAAUGUCUGGCUCAAUUCGUUCACAAUAAUUAACAUAAUUGUAAUUCUUUACGUUUACUGGUUCUUUAACACCGAUUGGUAUUCGAUUCUGGCCAAUCUAGCCGUUCCGCUAGUCGUUUGGGAGGUGCUAAUGUUCGCCGCGUUCGCUGACGAUGAUGUCAUCGCGGAGCUGAUCGGAGAGGACAAUCUCAACUCAUACCGAAGUCUCAUUUCAUCGCGGAGUUACCGUACCCCCCGUCGCGUCCUUCUCUCAUCAGGCGACUACUAG
Messenger RNA from Caenorhabditis bovis, 291 nucleotides. The record is from the annotation of a GenBank genome assembly. Lineage: Eukaryota; Metazoa; Nematoda; Chromadorea; Rhabditida; Rhabditidae.